This is a messenger RNA of Balaenoptera musculus (blue whale), 3162 nucleotides long. RefSeq names its product sperm associated antigen 6 (gene SPAG6). The record is from RefSeq and is a predicted model, not a curated record. Gene Ontology annotation, biological process: neuron projection extension; sperm axoneme assembly; epithelial cilium movement involved in extracellular fluid movement. Lineage: Eukaryota; Metazoa; Chordata; Mammalia; Artiodactyla; Balaenopteridae. Gene Ontology annotation, cellular component: sperm principal piece; axoneme; microtubule cytoskeleton. Gene Ontology annotation, molecular function: microtubule binding. Bases 83 to 1462 code for a protein of 459 amino acids. The transcript has 10 exons.
GGUCGCCACGGUCGACCCCUCCGCGGACUCGCAGGCCGGGCGCGGACGAGCCGGGCGCCGCCGAGCUGGUGGCGAGGGCGCCAUGAGUCAGAGGCAGGUGCUGCAAGUGUUCGAGCAGUACCAGAAAGCCCGGACCCAAUUCGUGCAGAUGGUGGCGGAGCUGGCGACCAGACCGCAGAACAUCGAGACGCUGCAAAACGCGGGUGUAAUGUCUUUGCUGAGGCCUCUUCUUCUGGAUGUGGUCCCAACAAUUCAACAGACUGCUGCUUUGGCUCUGGGGAGACUGGCUAAUUAUAAUGAUGACCUAGCAGAAGCAGUCGUGAAGGGCAACAUUCUUCCACAGCUUGUUUAUUCACUGGCAGAACAGAAUCGUUUUUACAAGAAAGCCGCUGCCUUUGUGUUACGAGCAGUUGGUAAACAUUCUCCCCAGCUAGCUCAGGCGAUAGUGGAUUGUGGAGCACUGGAUACGCUGGUGAUAUGCUUGGAAGAUUUUGACCCUGGAGUCAAAGAGGCUGCAGCCUGGGCACUUGGCUAUAUUGCAAGACAUAAUGCAGAGCUGUCACAAGCUGUGGUGGACGCGGGAGCCAUUCCUCUUUUAGUGCUCUGUAUCCAAGAGCCAGAAAUUGCUUUGAAAAGGAUUGCUGCUUCGGCCCUCAGUGAUAUUGCAAAGCAUUCUCCAGAGUUAGCACAGACAGUGGUGGACGCAGGAGCAAUUGCUCACUUAGCCCAGAUGAUCCUGAAUCCUGAUGCUAAGUUGAAGCGUCAGGUCCUUUCAGCUCUCAGUCAGAUUGCGAAACAUUCUGUGGAUCUAGCAGAAAUGGUGGUUGAAGCAGAGAUUUUUCCAGCUGUACUUACCUGUCUGAAGGACAAAGAUGAAUACGUGAAGAAAAAUGCUUCCACUUUAAUUAGAGAGAUUGCAAAACAUACACCUGAGCUUUCUCAGCUGAUAGUGAACACGGGGGGAGUUGCUGCCAUGAUCGAUUGCAUUGGGUCCUGCAAAGGAAACAUAAGGCUGCCGGGCAUCAUGAUGCUUGGCUACGUGGCAGCUCAUUCUGAGAACCUGGCAAUGGCGGUCAUCAUUUCCAAGGGUGUGCCCCAGCUGUCAGUCUGCUUGUCAGAAGAGCCAGAAGAUCAUAUUAAGGCUGCUGCUGCCUGGGCCUUGGGACAGAUUGGGAGGCACACUCCAGAGCACGCACGGGCUGUCGCGGUCACAAACACUUUGCCUGUCCUGCUUUCUUUGUACAUGUCGACCGAAAGUUCUGAGGAUCUUCAAGUGAAAAGUAAAAAAGCCAUAAAGAAUAUCCUACAAAAAUGCACCCAUUUACCAGCUCUCGAGCCACUUCUUCAUGAUGCUCCUCCCAAUAUUCUGAAGUAUGUGGUUGGACAGUUCAGUAAGAUAUUAUUCCCCUGGAUAUUCAGAUAUACUUCUGCAGAGAGUGGACAGCUAUCAACCACUUACUAACUGAGCAAAGUUACAUUUUUAUACUCGAAUUCACAGCAGAGUAUUUAUGAAUGACAGUUGUUAAAGCUCUUUCUAAAUAUUUGAACUAAAUACAUUCUAGCUUUAUUCACUGUGAAAAACCUUUGGAUAUUUUCUAAAUUUAUGGAAUACUUUAAAAAUUAGUGGCUUGAAUGUAUGAGGAACUAUUCAUGUUCAUUUGCAUAGGAUAUGCUCUAAAGGUAAAUUUUUAAAAGACAUUAAAGGAUCUAAGGCAUUAGUUAUUGUUCCAUUAAAGACCACACGCACACACACACACACCCUUCCAACUAGAUACAGAUGAAAGAUGGUGUUCAAAAACUCUUAAUUAUUUUGCCAAUUCCUCACAGGCACAGGCAAGGAAGGCUGGCCUUGCAAAUUCCACAGUAGGAUAUCCAAGGGAAGUACUAGCUGAAAGAGGACACUGAUGACAAAGUACAGGGCAUUUGAAAGACAUACUGAUGCUGGUUACACAAAUGUGUUAGCCAAACACAUGGAAUCUAUCGAUAACCUGGCAGGUUUUCCUAAAAUUUAGGAAGUCUCCUCUUCAUCCUAAGCUUCCUAAGCCUUUUCUUACCCUACCUAAACUGUUCCUUACCUUUCCUGGGGCUGGACAGGGUAGAAGUCAAUAUUAAGCACUAUGCUAUUGCAGGCAUGCUUUCCAUUUUCAUUGAAAGGUUUCUUCUUAGUCUAGCCCUGCUCAUGAAUAAACAAGGAAGCAAGCAAAUAAAAUGGGUCCUCAGUGAUCCCUUGUCCUAGCUUCACAUUCCCAGGUUUCAAAAGUCAGAUUUUCAGGGAUUUAAGGAAAAAUUUGAAAAGAAUGCUGUCCGACUCAGACUUUACAUUUUCACAAACAGAGCUGAGAGGAGGGUAAGAGGGAGUUGUGAUAAAAUUUUAAAUAAAAACAGCAUUAGAACUGUCCUUUUCAUUUUUCCGUUGUAGUGUUUCUGACCUUGGGGAAUAUGUGAUUAGACUCAGGAGUCUUGGUUAGUUGGCAGCUGUGUCUUUUUUUUAAUCUAAAGGACAUUCCUUACAAUGAUCUCCCCUGGAGGCCUGGAGAGGAAAUAAAUGGUAACCAGAGAGCCCCUUGGACACAGUGUUUCCAGUCUGGUUGGCCUUCAGGUUUCCUUCUCAGACUCUUUUUUUUUCCCCUCUCAAAAGAAACCUACCCAUUUAUUUUUGGUAUUUUCUGGAUUCAUCUCUGUCAUCAUUUCCUAACAGUACAUAGCUUUGUUGUAUAUUUUUAAAUUUCAUCAUACCCAAGAUUACCCCAUUUCUUUUUGCCUUGUAUCAGUCUAGAAUUGCCUGCAGUUUGACUUUUUAAUACUUUUUGAAAAGGGCCUAUUUUGUUUCCUUGCAGUAAUCUCUUAGAUCCAUUGCAUAAGAAAAUGUAAUCUUUAUCCUCAGUUUUGUAGCUUCCCUUUCUCUCCUUCCUGCCUGCCCAGCUUCUCUUAUGAACCUUUUAACAAACUGAGAAAAUAAAGGUGGUUUCCAUCUUUCUUCAUUAAUAAUGACAGAAAUUAGUCCAUCUACUAUAAGACCUCCUCAAAUGUUAUGGGAAUGGUGAAUUUCCUAUUAUGUAUUUCUUGCUAUUGUAUGUUGUAUUUGAAAUUUUUCACUUCUUAAAUCAUUUCAUACUUAUCAAAUAGUUUUAAGCUAAGAAAAAUAAAAAUGUUUAGUGGAAU